AAGAGAGCAAGGAGCAUGUCUUCCCGGCGGCGCAGAAACCAAGGGUAGCAUUGAAGGAAGCAAAACCAAUCAAGAACAACAAAAAGCAAAGGAGAAGAUUGCGAAGCAGAAGCCAACAGCGCGCGGAUCUUGGGGAGAAACUAACCUCGGAUAUCCUGUUCUGGGAUUCUGAAUUUCGUAGGAAGUACGCAACUUACAUGCAAGGGGUCCCUUCAAGCCAAGACUUAGGUAUGGACUCAACUCCCUGGAUGACAGCAGACACAGGAGUGGAUCAGGUUGAUGGAGAAAUAGCAGGAACGAAUUCAGAAUUGUCAGAUAGUGCGUGUCGACGGGUGCAGAACGAAACACCCCGAAGGGGUACUCCAGAAGUUGGAUAUAUAGUAUCCAACGAGGAAGCUCAGUACCAGAUGUCACUGUCACAAGAGAAGACAUUUACACAAAUUAUGCAGGAGAUGACUCAAAAAAAUGACAAUGUUGGUUCUUCUCAAUCACAAGGAGUGGGUUCUUUUACAAGGCUGCUUACAACUCCAUAUGAUCAGCUAGAUUUUGAUGAUUGCACAUACUCUGAAUAUUUUGAUGAUCACACAUACUACAUGACAAGUGACCGAAGUAUCAAUAUAAAUCAGAUGGAGCAGGACGAGCUAGACAACAUGUAUAAUGAUGAAAAUGAGAUUGGGAUGCCAGAUACUCUAGCAGAGACACAUACAGAAGAACAAGAUGACUGGAUGCAAAAGGAUGAUGCUGGGGAAAAUACAGAAACAAAUCCUGAUGGGGCUGAACCAGGAGUAAAUUCAGAAAUAGAAGAAGCAGAUACAGGAACUGCUGAAGAACAUUGCAGGCAAGCAACAAGUGAUCAGCCCGAGCGUGAAAAUCUGACACAAGAAGACAUUUUAGAGUACAUACAGAUUUCCCAGCAAGAGGAACAACAAUCUGCUGCGCAUGAAAUAGAAAAUAUGCACACGCCAAGGGAAGGGAUGAUUUUCAAAACAGAAGAAGAAGGACUCAAGUUUUUUAACUAUUAUGCAAUGAUAGUUGGUUUCUCAACAGCCAUUGUGCACACAAGGUUACAAGGGUGACAGUGGCAUGCAACAAAGGACGUAAGCCAACAAAAGAAGAUAUUCAAGCAAUGAAAAUAACAGGACAUCAGGGUGAAGCAGACGCAGCAGGCAACCUAAAGCCAGCACAGACUAGAGUUAGGAAAACAAAGGAAGGAACAGGUGACUAGAGAAAUGUGCACUUGAGGAAAACGAACAUGGUGGUGUUGACAGGAUGCACUGCAACAAUGGUUAUAACAUAUCUUGAUGAUGUGUGGAAAAUAACAAGACUUGACUUGGCACAUAACCAUGAGUUACACCCUCCGGGAGAGUCAAGGUUCUUGAGAUCACACAAGAAGAUGACGGUCGAAGAAACGAUGAUGAUAAGAACAUGUAAUGCAUGCAAGAUCCCCACCAGAAAAAUAAUGGCAAUACUUGCUUAC
This is a messenger RNA of Brachypodium distachyon (stiff brome), 1477 nucleotides long. RefSeq lists its product as uncharacterized. NCBI's taxonomy places the organism in Eukaryota, Viridiplantae, Streptophyta, Magnoliopsida, Poales, Poaceae. The transcript is spliced from 7 exons. The record is from RefSeq and is a predicted model, not a curated record. The coding region runs from base 198 to 1076 and encodes 292 amino acids.